Molecule: messenger RNA, 1596 nt
Organism: Cyprinodon tularosa
Lineage: Eukaryota; Metazoa; Chordata; Actinopteri; Cyprinodontiformes; Cyprinodontidae
Gene: cdc42ep1b
Product: CDC42 effector protein (Rho GTPase binding) 1b
Exons: 2
Coding region: 99-1148 (349 amino acids)
Source: RefSeq, a predicted model, not a curated record
GUGAAAACAAAGUUGGAUUUCAAACGUCACUGUCAUGAUAUUAAAGUCCACACAUUAUCAAUCAUUUUAAAAGGAAAUUAAACAACUUUUCUUCCACCAUGAGUCUGGGAAAACUGCCAGGGAUUAAAGGCCUUGUGCCCGGAUCUCAGGGGAAACGUCGCUUCAAGAGUGAUCUCUCAGUGGACAUGAUUAGCCCCCCGCUUGGGGACUUCCGACACACCAUGCAUGUGGGCCGCGGAGGAGACGUUUUUGGUGACACUUCCUUCCUGAGCAACUAUGGAGGCAUCCGGGAGCCUGGAAGUCCGGACUCAGCGAGCAGCUCCAAGUCAACCGGCUUCUUCACACGUACUUUUCGCCAUGUACGGAGGACCUCUGGGCCUCAGCCUCGAGGAGGUUCCCGGGAUUUGUCAUCCCCUCCUCCGGACAUCUCACCCAUCAUUAAAAAUGCCAUCUCUUUGCCUCAGCUCAACAUAGAUUCUGUCAAUGGUUGCAGACAGAGGGCACUGUUCCCCAACUCCAUGAGCUCAGCAGAUGACUCCUUCUGCACAUAUGGUGUGCAGUCUGGAUUCGUCACUCUGCCUCGACUCUCUCGAAUUGACAGACAGCUUCAAGAUGGCACCAUAUGGAAACCAUCUUCAGCAGACAAUGGUUGCAGCACCUUGACCCGCUCUGACUCCCUGGCCUCUUUCACUGUUGACCUUGGUCCAUCUCUAAUGACUGAAGUGUUUGCUUUAAUUGAUAACCCCAGCUCUGUACAGAUAUUCAAUCAUAGCCAGGAGACAGCUGAGGAGGACCAGGGAGAGGAAGAGGACAAAGGUGACAACAACUCUUUGACUGAGACACCUGUUCAGACACCGACAGUGUGCUCCCCCAACCCUUCCCUGUGCAGCGGGUCUCUUAGCCCCAGAUUGAAUGGAAGAAAUAACUCUGAGAUGAGAGCGCCUAAAGAAGACAGAGGGUCUGUGAGGACGCCUGAUGCCUCCUCCUGUUCGUCUCACAAGGAGUCAGUAAUAGAGGCAGAGAGGUUCCAGAGAGCGACUAAUGUCCUCGCUCGGCAUUAUGGUGGAGGAUCCUUUACAGAAGGAAUGAGAAUCAACAAAAAAACAUCUUUUUCUUUAUCUGAGGAGGAGGAGGAGAUCAAAGUGUAAACAUUAGGAAUUGAGACGGUUUAAAGUCAAAAUGGGAAAAUACUUCCUUGUCUUGAAACCUUUUUGCUCCUUUACUCGAACUUUUUAUGUUCAACAAAACUGACUGUCCAUUUUCUAAAGAAAAUUAGAUUUAUUUUCUGUCACAAAACUUAACCAACCUGUUUUUCUAUAACUUUAGCUAAUAUAUAUCAACUAACACUAUGUAAGUAAUACGGUAACAAAGCACAUGGUUUUGUAAAUGUUUGUAAAAUAGUUUUGGAAACAUGUAUAAGGUUAAUAAUGUUUAUACUGAUGUGUAAACCUUAUAAAUAACAUUAUAGUAUUCUUAUGUGUACUUUGCUUCAGGUUCCUGUAAACUGUAUAUUGAGCGAUGUUGGAUUUUCUCCUGUAAAAAGUUUUAAUUCCCACCUGUAAAAUACUAAUUUUUAAACAGAGCUUAAUCAAUGUA